This is a messenger RNA of Stegostoma tigrinum, 3680 nucleotides long. Its product is annotated as tyrosine-protein kinase Fyn. NCBI's taxonomy places the organism in Eukaryota, Metazoa, Chordata, Chondrichthyes, Orectolobiformes, Stegostomatidae. Gene Ontology annotation, molecular function: non-membrane spanning protein tyrosine kinase activity; signaling receptor binding; ATP binding. The record is from RefSeq and is a predicted model, not a curated record. Gene Ontology annotation, biological process: cell differentiation; innate immune response; T cell receptor signaling pathway. The transcript has 14 exons. Gene Ontology annotation, cellular component: extrinsic component of cytoplasmic side of plasma membrane. Bases 404 to 2032 code for a protein of 542 amino acids.
GUUGGUGUGAGAGGGCGAGCCCGGUGACGUCAGAGGCACUCAGCAGCAGACAGUGGGAUUGUGAAUACAAAGCUGGAGCCUUCGUUCCCUGCUCAGAAGAAUCAGGAAAUCAGUUCAAGAGAGAAGAUUCCUCUUGGCAAAACGAUCUACUUUUCCAUUCGAGUGAACUGUCACUCUCACCAGAAGGGCUUUAGUUUGUAAACUCUCCAAGCUGAGAGAGUUUGGAUAUGAGUUUGCAAGUGGUCAGAACUUAAAAGUGAUUUUGGCCAGGAGGACUGGAAAGAAGUCAUCAAAUUCUCUUGGCAGUCCCAGAAGGAAAAACUGGAUGGCCAGGUUUUCAAUCAUACUUGUAUGCGAAGCAAUGUAAAAUCCUGAAUGGUGGAGAUCUCUUGGUGUUUAGAUAAUGGGCUGUGUGCAAUGCAAGGACAAAGAGACAGCAAAAGCAGCAGUGGAUGACAGGGCUGGUUCCAUCCCUCAGAACCCAGGCUACCGUUAUGGGCCCGACCCUUCCCCCCAGCAUUAUCCCAACUUUGGCGUCACGGGGAUUCCGAAUUACAACAGCUUCCAUGGGACAGGUGGACAAACACUGACUGUCUUUGGCGGAGUUCAUUCCUCCUCUCACACAGGAACGCUGCGUACCCGAGGCGGAGGAAGCUUAACUGUUGGAGUAACCCUGUUUGUGGCCCUGUAUGACUACGAAGCCAGAACUGAUGACGACCUCAGCUUUCGGAAGGGAGAAAAGUUUCAAAUUCUUAAUAACACAGAGGGAGAUUGGUGGGAAGCCCGAUCCUUACAGUCUGGAGGUACGGGAUACAUUCCCAGCAAUUACGUGGCUCCAGUUGACUCCAUCCAGGCAGAGGAGUGGUACUUUGGUAAACUUGGCCGCAAAGAGGCUGAGAGACAACUUCUGUCUGUCUGCAAUCCGAGAGGAACCUUCCUCAUUCGAGAAAGUGAAACCACCAAAGGUGCCUUUUCUUUGUCAAUACGGGACUGGGAUGACAUAAAAGGAGACCAUGUUAAACACUAUAAGAUCCGCAAACUGGAUAAUGGUGGGUAUUAUAUAACAACCCGUGCCCAGUUUGAAACACUGCAGCAGCUGGUUCAACAUUACGCAGAACGAGCUGCUGGUCUCUGCUGUCGCUUGGUGGUCCCUUGCCAUAAGGGUAUGCCGAGGCUUGCUGACCUCUCUGUGAAAACCAAAGACGUGUGGGAAAUUCCCCGAGAAUCUCUGCAGUUAAUCAAGAGGCUGGGAAAUGGGCAGUUUGGGGAAGUCUGGAUGGGUACCUGGAAUGGAACCACAAAAGUUGCAGUGAAGACUCUGAAACCAGGCACCAUGUCUCCCGAGUCCUUCCUUGAGGAAGCACAGAUCAUGAAGAAGUUGAGACAUGACAAACUGGUUCAGCUUUACGCUGUGGUCUCUGAAGAGCCUAUCUACAUCGUCACUGAGUACAUGAGUAAAGGAAGCCUGUUAGAUUUCCUAAAAGAUGGAGAAGGAAGGAUAUUGAAGUUGCCCAACCUCGUGGAUAUGGCAGCACAGGUUGCAGCAGGGAUGGCCUACAUUGAGAGGAUGAACUACAUCCACAGGGACCUACGAUCAGCCAAUAUUCUGGUUGGAGAUAAUCUGGUGUGCAAGAUUGCUGACUUUGGAUUAGCAAGGUUAAUUGAGGACAAUGAGUACACAGCACGUCAAGGUGCAAAAUUUCCCAUCAAAUGGACUGCACCCGAAGCUGCUCUGUACGGGAGGUUCACAAUCAAGUCUGAUGUCUGGUCCUUUGGCAUUCUGCUGACAGAGCUGGUGACAAAGGGGAGAGUGCCAUAUCCUGGUAUGAAUAAUCGUGAGGUGCUGGAGCAGGUAGAACGUGGUUACAGAAUGGCAUCUCCACAGGAUUGCCCCAGCUCUCUGCACGAGCUCAUGAUCCAGUGUUGGAAGAAAGACCCAGAGGAGAGGCCUACUUUUGAGUAUCUACAGGCCUUCCUCGAGGACUACUUCACUGCGACAGAGCCUCAAUAUCAGCCAGGAGACAACCUGUGAUUGGCUGUACUAUUGAAAACUGCUCACCAAUGGGUGCUCCUCUCCUCUCCCCGUUUGUCCUGCUGGGGUGAUCGCCAGAGUCUGAAUCACCGUCCCGCUGGACUGGUAACUUCUAAUAUCAUGCUCCUACUCCCUUGCCAUGGAAUACAGGCAUCUUCCCUCCAGCCACGUGGCUUCUCUUUUUGAAAAUGUCAGAAUGUUCAUAUUGUAUAAUAGUCAUUGUUGAACUGAUGGAGAACCAUCUCUAAAAUGCUACUUAAUGCUGAGAAAUAUUUGUCUUCCCCACGCUCCCCACUGCCUGCCUGUCAGUUCAAUGCUAAUGAAACUUGAGGGGUUGCAAGCAGCCAGUUAUUGCCCCUGUGCCAUGUCAAAAAGCCAGUGGCAUUGAGUGAAUGUCUCCUUCCUUUUGCUGCCAGACCACUGGAUUCUUGCUGAAGAGGCUUCUCAUUGUUGCAUUAGUCUCCACAGACAUCCAAGGCUUUUCAGUCAAUGCUGUUGCAACUCAGCAGAGGAAAGGAAGGCUAUUUGCAAUGAAAACCUUCACGUAUAAAACUUGUACUCACAUUGACAUUUCUUCUCUUUGUCUCCCCAUUCCCCCUCGACCCCAGAUAUUUGCAUAAUGCUAUGGUUGUGAACCACUCAGUGACAUAGGAUGCUGCCAAAAGCAUUUGGCGUCUUGUUUGCACAUUGCUGCACUGUCCUGAUCACAAAUUAUUCUGAUUUGUUUUUAUUACUACUCCAUUUAAGUUUAUAGACUUGUAAGAAUUCUUUUUAAACAAAAACCUAGUGAUGUAAUAUUAUGUCAUCUGAAAAGGAUAUAUUUAAAGAAAUUGUGCUAAAGAUCUAAUUACUUAUCAUUUACCCCGAGGAUGAGAGUGAUGUGAAUGAGACUGUAGCUAGUUGGCACCAAGUGAUCACAACAGACCCGAUGCUGACUAUAUUCUGUGUACUGCUGAGUAUACUCACCAGGUCAAUGCUGAGAGCUCGUGAGCUGUGGAAGUUUUGCCGUGCAGAUGACAUCUCGUGGGAGCGUUGUCCGAACACCUCUUGCAGUUCGUAAUCGUACUGAGCAAUUUAAACUGAGACUGACCCUGUCCUUGAGAAGUAUGCAGGGUAUCCCGAAGGGGUUAGCAUGACAAAUGCAGUCAUUUAACGGACAAAAGGAAAGAGCUCCAACCAUUCCAGAGUGUCUUUUACAUCUAACUUCACUUGCUGAUUUUUUUUAAUGCUUUUGUAUGUGUAACUUUGACCUAUGUGCAGUAACCACUUGUAUUUCCAGAUUGCUUCCUGUUCAGCCAAUUACAUCCUAAAGGAUUAUUUUAAUAGAAUUACUAUGCACUCAAUAACUUUGAUAGCAGAUGCACAAAUGUAGUAAUAUGGUUUCAGAUGUUACUACAUUCCUUUAAUUGCCCAUGUGAUCCAAACUUUGGAAUCUUGGUAUUUGUACAUUUUAACCAAAUGAUGCCUCUGCAUUGUUUUUAUUUUCUCCCUCCCUUCCAACUCACAUGAAGAAUAUAACAUUUCGACUGACAUCAAAUAUACAUUUUACCGUUUCUGUACCAGUUGACAUAUUUUACAUAGCUAUUCAAUUUUCCUAAUCCAUUUCUUGUCAUUUUAAAACCUGUACAAUAAAGAUCUUAGCCAGGUC